UCUUACAGCUGCUACCAGAGCCUGGAAGGUCCAGGAUGAACGGCCUCCUCUUCCUCGCCACCAUCAGUCUGCUGGUUGCGGUUCAGAUACAAAUGGGAGUCUUGGGAGAUAAUAAGACCAAUGUGAAUCCCAACGUGGCCACUCCUCCUCGUCCUGCUCCUGUGACUACCAAGGAGGGAGCCCCAAAAACUUCUGUGGCCAAAAAAACCCCUCCGAAACCCCAGAAGAGUGGGGCCUCCUCACUCAUCGAUGUGGGUUCCCGCAGUUUCUUCUUCUUCGCCAACACCUUAAUGUGCCUCCUCUACCUUGGCUGAGGUGAUGAUGUUGCUUCUACAACCCUGUGCUCCUCAAACAGUUGCCCACCAUCAGUAGC
This is a messenger RNA of Chionomys nivalis (European snow vole), 373 nucleotides long. Its product is annotated as CAMPATH-1 antigen-like. NCBI's taxonomy places the organism in Eukaryota, Metazoa, Chordata, Mammalia, Rodentia, Cricetidae. Gene Ontology annotation, biological process: positive regulation of cytosolic calcium ion concentration. The coding region runs from base 36 to 314 and encodes 92 amino acids. The transcript has 2 exons. The record is from RefSeq and is a predicted model, not a curated record. Gene Ontology annotation, cellular component: sperm midpiece.